UCCGCCUGUCAACAGCGAAAAUCGCGCGCGCGUUAACGGACUCUCUUUUCUAGCUUUUCGGUCGAUCGGGAAAAAAGGCAAAUUCUUUCUCUUCCCAGUGGUGGUUGUUUUUGGAAAAUUCGUUCCAUACCGUAAGCCCGGACUCUUCGUUCGACGACGAACGACGGCGGGGGUAGUAGUAGUUGUAGUUUCGGACGCGGCUGCAUUGGACGGUUAAAAAACGCUGGUGGAGGUGGGAAGCCGAACCGAGUGAAUGAAACAGAACGACCCUCGGUGCACCACCGAAUCUGACGGCUGAAUCCGCUGGGCCAUUCGGGUGUCCUAUAGCGCGGCGCGCAUACAGCUAAAGACACACACUCGAAAAAAAAGGGGGGCUGUGAGAAAGUGCAAACUUCUCCGAGCCGCCGCGGACCUCCACGGGCAGGAGUAGAACGGUUAGUCGCGGGAGUGCGAGCGAGAGCAGGCAUCAAUCGCGGCACUCGGCUCGAAAGAAGAAGUUGUUAAUAUAUAACAAGUUGCAUCAUAGUCUUAAGACUUCAGUCUUAAGAAAGUGAACCGCCAAUAAACAUCUUUCGCAAAAAGAACAACACAAUACGUAGCAAAACAUCGGCCCGCGACGACGAGGGUGCAUUCCGUGCGCGCAAUCUCGGGUUAUUUUUGAAAUUUUACCAUCCUGAUCGGGUUCGUGGGCAGUGCAAGUCGUCAAGGUUUUUCCGGGAUCGAGCAGCCGUCCGGAACGCUGAGUCAUCCCUUCGAAUUGAAAAAAAGGAUAUUUUGAGGAUUACAAUGGAUUACUUUUAUUUCUGGAUAUAUAAUCGACAAAAGUGAAAAUGUAAUUUUUGAACAGAAAAUAGGAGACGGUGAAAAGGUGAAAUGGACUGUUUAACUCCUUGAAUAAAGUGAUACAGGAUGCUGGCGGACUGAUUGAGUGGAAGUGCAAUAAUCAAGGAAACAAAAGUGCAAUUUGACAAUUCCUGGGAGAAAAAAGAGUGCAAUUUUGGGAAAAAUUUCGAAUCUUGAGAACAUCAACUGGAAGAAGUGUAUUGGUGGUGAAUUUUCUGAAGAGAAAAAUAUGGAAUCGCCUCAAAUGUACGAUACAACUCAAAUUCAAGUGCGCAGUGAUAUCAAGAAACUUACAAUGGCAGCCAAUAACAGCAACACCGCCAACAACAAUAAUGCAGCAACACCGAACAACAACAAUUCACCAUCGGCGGUCAAUCAAAAUACUUUGGCCCUUAAGCAGCAGCAACAACAGCAGCAGCAGCAGGCACAACUGAACCAGAGCCUGCAAACCAACGGAAACGUGUUAACCAAUGGGAACCUUCUAUCGAAGCAGAUGCUGCAGCAAAUUCAGUACUCGCAAAGCGAACUGGAUGAGCUUACAUCUCAGGAAAUUUCACUGGACCUCCAGCAUCUGAUCGAUGAUCAGUUCCGUGAUCCGGAGGCCCUCGGAAUCUUCACCGAAAUGGUUACCGUCGGCAGUACCAACGGUAGCGUGACAAAUCCCCUGGUUCAGACAGCAGCUGCUAAAGCUCUCCAGCUACAGCAGGCUCGACUGUCCCAGCAUACCAACGGGAACACCAACUAUCAACGAUCUCUGGCUUACAUGCCACAGCCGGUGCACACAGGUGCCGCCUAUGCGAACAACUCCAGCGACGAGAACAGCAGCGUCGGAUCGUCGGAUUCGGCCAACAUCAAGGAAGAACCGGUCGAUCCCAACGAAUACCGCCGUCAGCUCCAGCAGGCAUCCGGGGCACAGUUCAUAGGCAACACCACCUACCAACUGGCAGGAGGUGGUGCCGCGGGAGGUGGUGGCGGAAUCGGAACGGGCAACUACGUGACCAACGGAAAUGGCAACACCUUCUCGAACCUGACUCCUGCUACGGUCCUGCAUCACCAAUCACUGCCGCAUCUGGCCGGGGCAGCACACCUGGCGAACCUCACCAAACAUAACAAGCUGCUUCCGCAUGUGUCCCGCAAAUCCCAACAGAAACACAUCGACAAAGGUACGGACGAAUAUCGGCGGAGGCGCGAACGAAACAAUAUCGCAGUGCGGAAGUCCCGAGAAAAAGCCAAAGUGCGUUCCCGGGAGGUGGAGGAAAAGGUCAAAACACUCCUCAAGGAGAAGGACGUCCUGCUGCGAAAGAUCGAGGAGAAGAACAACGAGAUCCAGCUUUACAAGCAGCUCUACAUGCAUCUGAUGAAUCACAGCAACCCUGAGAUCAAUCAGAUCUGUCGCAGUGCGCUGAAUCUUUCAAACAUGGGUGAUCAUAUGUAGGAUUAGUGGCUGUUUUUUUAUGUAACCAACGUACCCCCCACCCCUUCCUCCGCCCCUCUCGGGUGCCUUUGUCUUCUCUCACUCCUACUCAUCCGAGCUCCACCACUGUUCCUCACACCUCACACAAACAUAUGCAACGCGCGACUAGAAGAAAAGUGGUCUAUCUAUCUAGCUUGUAGUAAAUUAAAUCGCAAAAACGCAUUAUUUAGUGAAAUUUAGCCGAGUGUGAAAAGUAUGUAAAUAUUAAUCGGGCAAAAAACAAACGGAGAACUAGGUGUGAACGCAUGCAGCAAUGGUCCAAUCCCUUACAUUUGAUGAUCGUUUCUAGUACCAAAGACAGUAUGUGUAAAAAAAUGUGUAUAAACGUGCGGACUGCAAUGUCCCUUCUCCCACGAUGGCAAAGAAGAGAAUAUGGUAAAGCAGUGCGAGGCAAUGAGCGUUACUUGAUUCGAAAAUGAAAUACCUGUAAAUAGGCUUAAUCAUCUUUUUUACCAAUGUACAUGCUGAAGUGUGUGCGAGAAAGUUAGACGUGGGACAGCUUUGACAAGACUUGUUUUUUUUACUUCUACUAUUACCUUCAUUUUUACCAUAUUCAUAAUAUUAUUCGAUUUGUGAAUGUUGAAUAAAUGUUAGCAAAACAGAAUACUGGCUUAGAAGCGGAGUGUUAUGUUUGAUCGACAGAAAGAAAAGGUUCUAUUAUUUUGUUCUACCCUCUUGAUCGUACAUAAAUGUUUAGUUUGUUUUGUAGUAAAAAAUAACCUCCCUUUCUGCGCAAAAAAUAACAGCAAAAGAAACCCAAGGUCAGUCGUAGAGUACGCCUCAGAUAUUCGCUUCCGUUUCGCCAUCGGAUGCUAUAGCCUAUGCUGAGUGAAAGCGCGAAUGUUUAAUACCACCUUCAUCCCUAACAGUCCCUAAUCGAAACGCUAGAAGAAAGAAAAAAGUGAAUGCUAGAAAACCAGAAGUUACCAAUCUCAGUCCGUUAAGGUUCGUUCGUGUAAGUAGAACUAAAUCGUGUAAAAAUCUCAUCCUCUCAACCAGUAUAAAAUAAUGCAAUUCGAAAAGACAUUGCCUAUAUUCUAACUGCUGCUAAUGUAUACGUUGAAACAAAAGUCGAACAGCGUUCGGAAACUCUUUACAAUAAUUAUAAAUUUCAAUAUCUGGAGCUGAACCAAGAAGUGUAACACCGCGCACGGUCGUUGCAAACUAGGCUAAUUUUGCAUAGAGAAAGUGAUGUAGAAUUUUAAUUCGAAAAGUAGCGAAAAAAAACGAAAGUGAACUAAAAAGCAAACACAAUCACACUGACUUACAACAACAAGACUCGACCACCGCAAGGUGAAAACUAUAACUUUAUACAUAUAUAUUUUUCGAUACAUAUUGAUGUCCACAGAGUGUAAAUGAUAGUUCUAUAUUUUGCUACUACGGUAUAAAAACAACACACAAAGCCAAUAGCAUUGCUGGAUAGGGACAACCCGAAACCGAUUCGUUACCAUUUAGGCUCGUAAUUGUAACACACGUGUAGCGUUCUAGUUAGGCUAGUGGAAUUCUGGAUGUUCUAUAACCAUUGUUCUUUCAUAUAUUUUUUUUUUUUGUUUUCGUUCGGUAUCAGUUGUUAAGGAAGCAAACCGAAAACGGGGAUACGAGUUAAACUAGUUCUUUUCAAACAAGACUCUCAAAUUUCUAUUAUUAUGAAAACCCUACACAAACACCGAGAAAAAGGAAGAAGAUAAAAAAAGAAACAAAAAUAUACAAAACACACGCAAACCAACCUACCAAGAACUGUAUUUCUCUCAGCUUGAAAAGUCUGUUUUGAAAAUAAGC
Messenger RNA from Wyeomyia smithii (pitcher-plant mosquito), 4096 nucleotides. It is a transcript of the gene slbo, whose product is annotated as CCAAT/enhancer-binding protein. Gene Ontology annotation, molecular function: DNA-binding transcription factor activity, RNA polymerase II-specific; RNA polymerase II cis-regulatory region sequence-specific DNA binding. Gene Ontology annotation, biological process: DNA-templated transcription; regulation of transcription by RNA polymerase II. The record is from RefSeq and is a predicted model, not a curated record. The transcript has a single exon. Bases 1073 to 2278 code for a protein of 401 amino acids. Lineage: Eukaryota; Metazoa; Arthropoda; Insecta; Diptera; Culicidae.